This is a messenger RNA of Scophthalmus maximus (turbot), 984 nucleotides long. Its product is annotated as olfactory receptor 142-like. The transcript has a single exon. Gene Ontology annotation, biological process: G protein-coupled receptor signaling pathway. Gene Ontology annotation, molecular function: G protein-coupled receptor activity; olfactory receptor activity. Bases 1 to 984 code for a protein of 327 amino acids. Gene Ontology annotation, cellular component: membrane. The record is from RefSeq and is a predicted model, not a curated record. Lineage: Eukaryota; Metazoa; Chordata; Actinopteri; Pleuronectiformes; Scophthalmidae.
AUGGAGAACUCAACAGAGACGGUGUCCUUCGUGUUGGCUCUGUAUGGAGACUUGGGACGGAUGAAGUACCUGUAUUUCACACUGGCUAUGCUUUUUUACAUAGCGGUGAUUGUGGCCAACUCUGUACUUAUUAUAAUAAUCUAUAUGGACCAAAAUCUGCAUGAGCCGAUGUAUCUGUUCCUGUGUAGUUUAUUCGUAAAUGAAAUAUACGGCAGCACGUCUUUGUUGCCCUGCUUUAUGGUACAUAUCUUGUCAGAGACUCAUGAAAUUUCUGCCAUCUUCUGCUUCAUUCAAAUAUUCAACAUUCACACAUAUGGAACUGUUGAAUUUGGAACACUGACGAUAAUGGCAUAUGACCGAUAUGUGUGUAUUUGUAAGCCAUUGCAUUACAAUGCCAUAUUAACUAAAAGAAAGGUACAAUUUGGCAUACUCGUUAUCUGGAUAGUUUGUUUCUUAGAGAUCGGAAUUUUGUUGUGUUUCACAAUUCGUUUAAAGUUUUGUGGGACUAUUAUCAACAAAGUGUUUUGUGCAAAUCACCUAGUAGUUGACCUUUCUUGUUCCUCUGACAGAACAGUGUCAAUUGUUCACGACCUGGUUUUUGGUCUUAUUUUCACCGUCGCUGCUCCUGUCACUUAUAUUUCAUACAGCUAUGCAAAGAUUUUGUCCGUUUGUUUGAAAGCGUCCAAAGAGACCAAGACGAAGGCUCUGGAAACCUGCACUCCACAUUUAGUUUCACUCAUUAGCUUCGUCUUUGCCUGUUUUUACAGCUUGAUCACUCAGAGAUUUGACAUAUUUUCUGUUCCAUAUCCUCUGUGUGUUGUGUUGUCUACGUAUGCAAUGGUCAUCCAGCCUCUUCAGAAUCCAAUCAUUUAUGGUCUUAAACUGUCCAAAAUUAGAAAUGCUUGUAAAAAUCUGUUGACAUUAAAAACGUUGCAACCCUACAUUUUUCGUGGAGCGUAUUUAAAUUCUACAGUUCAUUAUUAA